GUGAACUAGAUUGGCAAGCUUAUCGCCUUCAUUUCACAUGCGGACUAUAAAAAAUAUAUGCCCUCAAAACUAUCAAAGCUUUGCUUGGCAAAAGUAUUGCAUGUAGAAUAUUGGCGCUAAAAAUAAGCGACUAGAAAUUACCCAGGAAUGACUUUUUUAACUGGGCGCUAAGGCUGCUAUACGAUAUGGUUGCGGAAUAUUCCUGCAGUUACCGUACUGCUUACGAUCAUACAUUUGUAAAUAUGUGUUGUGUUUUUGAAUUUCAAAUGUUACCACGUGCAGUAUAUCAAUCAAAUCUUUUUACGCUAAUUUAUAUACCUAAAAAACAUCCAAAUUCAUAACCAUGCCAAAAAAAGCGAGAGGAAAAUAUAAAUCAUAUCGACCAGUAUCGAACUAUUCUGAAGCUGAAAUAUUCAGAAAUUCCUCUGCAGUAUUAGAUGACACAGAUCCUGUAGAAUCUCUCAGAUAUUUGAAAGAAAUAUUUAAAGAUAAACUUGAGGAAGAUGUUAUUGUUAUGAUAUUUUCCGAAUGUGCAUACAAUGUUGAUCAAGCUUGUGAAACCCUAAUGUCCCUUGCCAAUGAAGGAAAUGUGGAACAGUCUUUAAGCCAGAAAUCUGUGGACUGCUCAGAAACAGUUAAUGAGACUAACAAAGAGAAAAUUGAUCCAAAUCCUGAAACACAAUAUCAGGAUGCUUUCAGAGAUAAUGAAUUCAAUAAAUCUGUGGAGUAUCUUCCUGAUACUAGAAACGCUUCAAUAGGAAAUUGGAUUAGUGACUGCAACUGGACAAAAAAAAAUGAUUUCAUACAUAAGUCAGAAGUACAAACCAAUAGCCUGAAUCAUACUCAUCAAAACUGGAUAUAUCAAAGCAGUUCAAUGUGUCGAAUACCAGAUAAUUCUGAGUUAAAUGCAAAAAAAUCUAAUGAAUACGUUAAUGAUGUAAAGGAAGGUCAUAGUAUGUUGAUGCCUAUUUCUCCUUCUGCAUUUUCAUAUGGAAACCAACAUUUUGCCGACUCCAAACCUCAGUUUAUUACCCCUUUUUUACCUACUUCUUCCCAUAAACACAAGUCAGGUGGUAAAUCUCCAUAUAGUCCUGAAAAUAAUCAGCCCCACUUCUGUAGCCUUCCAAAUAAGCAGUCAUCAUCCUUGCCAGAUAAAGGCACCAAAAAGUAUCAAAAAGAUGCUUUGAGAUAUGCUAUAGAAAAAAUUCAGUCUGGUCAGAAUGUAUUAAUAAUAUUAAGAGGACUACCUGGUUCUGGUAAAAGUUCUCUGGCCAGGAAAAUGAAAUUUUCUGGUGCUGUAUUUAGCACAGAUGAUUUCUUUUAUAAAAAAGGAAAAUAUGCUUUUGAUCCAAAUCAGCUUACAGAAGCACAUGCUUGGAAUAAAAUUCGUACAAGAAAUGCUUUAGAGAAAGGUGUAACUCCUGUUAUUAUUGAUAACACAAAUACCGAAGUUUGGGAAAUGGUACCAUAUAUUUUUCUUGGUAAAAAAUUUAAUUAUGAAAUAGUGAUUUUAGAACCUAAUACUCCAUGGAAAUUUAAUGUAAAAGAAUUAGCAAAGCGAAAUAAGCAUCAUGUGUCUAAGGAAAAAAUUGCAAAAAUGAAAGAAAGAUAUCAGCGUAAUGUUAAUGUAGAGAGUAUUAUGCAGUCUUUAAAUUUGAUGAAUUCAGAAAAGUCAAAUUUAUCAACUGAAUCUGAUGUGGUAAAAUUUCCAGUUAAAGAUAGCAGGCAAAUAUACUCUGAUAACAGUGAAAGUCAUGAUAGUAGUGAGGAGAAAGGAAAAAGCAUAUCCUUUGAAGCAGUAAUUCAUCAGGAAGAAGAUCCCAGUGAUUUAUUGUCUAAUAAGGCAGUUAGUUUGGAUGAUUGUAUGUCAUAUUCCCAGAGCUCUGUCGAUUCAUCUGAGCUUCCUGAAACAAAUUCGACUUCAUCACUAAUAAACCAAGACUGCGAUUUUAGUAAUAAACUUGACAAGCAUCAAGAAUUCAUGCGCGAUUUUGAGAGUAAUGACAUAUGUGGUUCUUUGUCUUCUAAAGACAAAACAGUUUAUAAUUUGGAUGAGUUAAGAGCAUUAAUGAGAGAAGAUAGUGAAGAAUCUCAGAGUGUAAGUCAUAAUGAUUCUUUGAACGGUUCUAAUCAAGAUGUCUCUUGUUGGGAAUCCAUAACAGAGCACGAUGAUGAUUUCCUGUGGAGAAACGCUUCAUGUGAUGUAGUGGAAAACUCAUUAUCUAAUAAUGAGAUGGAUUUUCUGAGAUUACUAAAAGAAAAUGAAGACGAGAAGAAUGAUUUAUCUCAAAGUUAUGAAAAUAUUUCCUCAAAACUUUCAAAUUUAAAUCUGGUUGAGGAAGAUUCUUUCACUAACGACUUUUUUCAAGACGUAUCAGAAAUUAAUAUUGCUUCUGCAGAAAAUCUGUCUGAUAACAAAAGUCAUAUGCAGCAAUCUAAUUUAAAUAGCAUUAAUUCAGCUCAUGAAGAAAAUUGUCCAACUAUUAAUAAAAAAGAUAGAGAUAUAUCUUUCAACCUAAAUGAAGAAAAUUUUUCCUUGAAUUUAAAUCCAAAAGUUUUACUUUCAUUUUCAAAGCAAGCUAAUUUUCCAGAUGAACAAGAUUUCAGCCAUUCAGAAACUAGGAUGAGUGAAAAUUAUACUUCUGAUAGUAAUAUAUUUAAUGUUAAUGCUCCAGUGAGAAAUGAGGUAGCUGAAAUUUCUAAAUUAUUUCAACUUAAAUGUGCUGUAGAUUGUGAUAGCAAUGUUAAGUCUUCUGAAAUUAGGAAUGAGGUUUCUAAAAACCUGGAAAAGAAGGAUGAGUUGAUUAAUGCUAAUAAUUAUUCACUACAAAAUUUGCAUUCAGAUCUUAAUAUAUGUGUUAUUGAACCACUUAGUAUAACUGAAGAAACUGGAACUAUUAAAAGUGAGAAUUUAGAACCUACAGUACCUAAACCACAAAGGUCAGGUAAAAAUUUGCCUUUAAUGUUCAGUAGAAAUUCAGCUAACAAUGCACAUAUGCAGGAAAAAUUAGAAAUUUUAGAAACUCCUGUGACAUUUGAUGAUUCCAUUGAAUGGGAAACUGUUUCCUCAAAGUCUGAUACAGCUACAGAUGAUAACUCAUCCCAAAAUUCAAAUAGUGAAAUUGAAAAUUCACCAAAACCACAAAGAAAUAUCUGUGAUAUGCAGGAUGUUUUUAAAUUUAAAAACAAAGCUCAAAAUUCAUAUGAUUUGGGAAACGUGCAGAAUAUUAAUGAUGUAAAAACAGAAGAAAAUAAGGAACAAAAUACAAAUUCAUCCGAUGCUAGGUAUAGCUAUAAUACCAAAAUAUGGAUACCUCGUUUUUUGAAAAAUGUUGGGGAGAUAGAUAGUGAUUGGAAAUUUCCAGAAUUUGCAAGAUAUAAUAUUGACAAGGAAGAAAAAGAAGAAGACAAUACAAUUUCUGUUAAAACAUCUUGCACACAAACAGAACCUAAUGAUUUUGUGAUAAUAUGCAAACUUGAAAAUGGAUCACUAUUAGACUGCCCUCUUGAAUACAGAAUUUUAAUUUGUAAUAAAAGUACAAUUAUAGAUGAGUUGCAAGAAAAAUGUUCCAGUGACAUAGUUUAUGAUAAUAUCCCACAAACAGCAAAGUUUGAGAAAAGUACUAGCACUGCUGACUUAGCAUGUGAUUCUGAAAAAUAUGAAAAGCUAAGUCAUCUACAUGAAUGCUUUCCAGAUAUAUCUGAAGAAGAUUUACUUCAUCUUUUAGAUAUAUGUCAUGGUGAUGAAUCAUGGCUAAGUAAUAUACUUUUAGAAUGGGGCUAUAAAUAUAAUGUACAGAACCGAAAAGAGAAUGAAGUUUCUUGUGCAAAUGAUGUAGAAAAGCCUAAAUUUAAUAUAAAUCUUUCGUCAGACUCUAAUUUAAAAAAUUCUGAAGAGGAAAUCUGCAGUAUUGAUAAUCAAGAAAAAAGUAAAAAACUCAAAAUUGAUGAGUUUAAUGUAAAUUCUGAAGAAUAUUCGGAUAAUUUAAAAAAAACUAGCUUGUUAGAAAUGCAGCUUGAAAAUAACACACUUUCAGGAAACUCAUCUGCUGCAUUACCUUUCAAAAAUAUGCAGCUUAUUUUAGAUCCUGCAUUUGCUUGGCAGUUAGAAGAAUUAUUUGGUCCUGUUACUACACAUUCAUCAGAUGGCCCUCUGUCUGCUUCUGAUCGCAUAGUUGAAAUUGAUAUGGAGUUUGCUAAACUUAUUUAUGAUAAAUGGAAAAAAACUUCUGAAACAAAAUUGAAGUCUUCCAAAAAGGAGGAAAAAGUGAAAAAUGUACCUCUUUUCAAGAACAAGGAAUUCACUUCUGCAGAGCUAAAGGUACCAUUAGAAAAAAGUUCAAAUGAAUCUUUGUCAUUUUCUGAGAUAAUGGACAUGCAAUAUGCUCUUGAACUUCAUAAACAGGAAAAACUAAGAAAGGAUAGAAAUUUUGAAACAAAACUGAAGAGAUUGAAGCUAUAUAAAAUGUUUCCUGGAGCAGACACAGUGGUUUUAGAUGAAAUAUUUGAAUGUAACAAUUGUUGUUUAGAAGACUGUAUUAAAGCUCUUGGUGAAGACUUUGGUGAACCAAAAAGUGCAAGACAUAAAAAGGAUUUAGAAAAAAUUGAAACCUGUGUGACUGAAUGGAAUGAAUCAAAUAUUUUUCAAGACUUUGAAAAUAAUGAUUGGAGUGACUGGGUUUAUCAUGAAAAUAAUGUUGAAACUGUGAAAGUAGCACCUUUUUCAACAUUUGAGGAAACUAUAUCUGCUGAAGCAGCUCGUUUGCGAAAAAUUGCUGCUGAGCAGUAUGUGCUUCGUCAGGAAUGUAUAAAGAAAGCUCAAACUGCUUACUGUCGUGGCAUGAAAGAUGUUGCCUCCUUUUAUGCACAGCAAGGUCAAAAUCAUGGAUUCCAGUGCAAGCAAGCUAAUAAGAAAGCAUCUGAACUAAUUGCUCAAGAAAGAAAUAUUUGUAGUCCUCGUUUUGUAUUGGACUUGCAUGGUUUGUAUAUUCAAGAGGCAAUACCAACCUUAGAAAAAUUUCUAAGGGAUCGAAAAUUAGAAUUAAGAAGACACCAGCAAGUAGCACCUCAAACUGUUUCUAUAGUUACUGGGCAAGGACUUCAUAGCAUACAGGGACCAAAACUUCGCCCUUCAGUCAUGGAAUAUUUGAAAAAGACUGGCUAUGGAUUUUCAGAAGUUAACCAAGGAGUAUUAGAAGUCACUUUAAACCUCGAUUAAAUGUUGACAAUAUUCAGACUUUAUAUUUAAAAAGAUUUUAUCAAGACUUUUUUUUUUUUUGGUUGCACUUAUGUUCCUGUAUUUUUUGUUAUAUAAUAACUGCAGACCUGCCAACUUUUAUUUUUUAUCUAUUUUAUUUUUUAAAAUCAUUUUUUCACUAAAAGACCUUUUUUUUAGUGUACAUAUAAUGGCUAAUAAUCGUAGAAAGGGAGCCGUAAUUAGUUUAUUCUUUAAUAAGUUAAAUUCGAAUGUAAUAAAUUCACUCUCACUGAUUCACAGCAUUUGUGUCAUCCACCAUCUGUGUUGGUAAAUGUAAUUUCAUGGCUUGCAAAAGAUGACUUAUUUUGCAUUGAAAUAUUCCACGUCACACAUUUCUUAGUGCUCUGUAGUUUAAGUUCAUAAUUGUCAUGAGCACAUAAAGAAUAUUCCCACUUGCGAAAGCUGUUGGGGACAGACAGUGUAGGAUAACCAGUCACAGAAGGAUGAGAUGGCAGAUGCUUGAUUUGUAUAUAAGCCCUCUGUGUAUUUCCAUCUAAAUUGUUCAUAUGCACUGUUUAUGUUUUAUGGUCAUUUCUAAUCAAGAAAUGAUCUCAUAAUAAUAGUAAUUUUACAUUUUAUGUAGUGAACAGAGGGGGAACUCAUAAAAGAUUUUAAUAUUUCUUAUAUGGAAAAGCACUUGAGGCUGUCUACUUAAUAUAUCUUGAUUAAAAACAUUACAAAUAUUUUUUCAGAUUAAUAUGCAUUUUGUCAUUUCAGUAAGAAACUGGUGUUGUUUGUUAUCUCAUCUAGUUUGCACACAUUUGGAGCAUAAAGUUUUUAACUUUUAUGCUAAAAAUUUUAUGAAAUUAAUAGUUUAACAGUUUAAUUACGCUAGUUGCUGCUUAUAAUGGAAAUACACUUUCAUAUCUAAAAUAUUAUUGUUAAUAAAAACUAUAUUUAAAUCAUUAUAGCAGUUUGCAUUCAUGUUUGAUGCAUGGGAUCUCCCAGAAUAAAGAUUAUUUUUAUCAUUUUCCAGAGUACAGAACAAAUUUUUAUUAAACGUAUUAAUAAUGCUUCUAUUGGUAUUUUGUAAUUAUAUUAAAUAUGUUCUGUAAUUCUCUUCCAGUCCAUUAAAUCAUAUGUGCAAUAAAGUGAAACUGAAGCAUCAUUCAUUACAUUUGGGAAAAAAAAAAAAAAAAAAGUUAUUGAUAUGCUGUGCACAGAGAAUCAUUAGAAAGUAUUAUCUUUAGAUUGUUUAAAUGUAAAAAUGAUUUGAUAUAAUUGUUUGUUAGGAAAAUAAUUAUUGUCAUUUUCAGUUUUAUCUUCCUAAAUUAAGAAAUACCUUUAUGGAGUAUUAAAUAAUUAUAUGCAUUGUAUGUAUCAAAUGUAUUUCUUUAAACAGUCCAGAUUCUUUUUAUAAUGUAAUGUUUAAAUUUAUUCUGUUUUUAUUAUUAAAAUCAUGACUUUUUAUACUUCAAUACAUUUAUUAUAUAAUACUUUUCACAUAUGUAAUUUUAUUACUUUGUACCUUUUAUGAUUUAUUUUAUUUUUAAAGUUGGCAGGUCUGUGCUGCAUUUGAUGUAGUCUUGUAUGAAUUCUGUCCUUUGAUUUUUAUGAAUUGCAGUGAAAUUAAUAAAUAUUUUUCUGCGAGUGAAUUGCCUAAAGGAAAAGCAUCAACUUGUGCUAUUUUGCUUAGAAACUGUUGAAUUAUUAAUUACCUUUAUAUGCCUUAUUAAUAUGUACCUGAAGCUCUGAUACAUGUGUCAUUAUACUCAGUUAAUACUGCAUAUGCAAUAGAAAUGAAUAUUAAUUAGUAAAAGAAUCUUUUAUUACUUAUUUUAAUUAAUAAAAUUAGUGCAGUCAUUAAUUUAAUAAAAGUGAAGUGUUUAAAGCUAUUGAUAUUAAAUUGUAUUUUAAUAUUAUUUUUGAUAAUUGUAUUAUUACCCUUGGUAAAUAUCUCUUUGUUUUACUUAUAGAUACAUGAAUAAUCACUCUUUGUUUUACUUAUAGAUACAUGAAUAAUCACUCUUUGUUUUACUUAUAGAUACAUGAAUAAUUAGCUCAUGUAAUAAAAAUAAUCUUUUUAUGAAAAAUAAUGCAUGUAUGCAUGAAAGUCUUAGCCUAAGUCAAGAAUGUCUUGUGUAUUAAAUAUUUCUGUUCAAACCUUGUUUAGCUAGUACAAAUCAGUAAAUCCCUCUUUUUUUUUUUUUUUUUUUUUUUUUUUUUCUAUUUAGGCAUACAUGCACUUAAGUCACCUUCAUUUCUGCCUUCUUAAAACAGAGCCACAUAUUAAUUUAUUAAUUAAAAAAUAAAAGGAAGAAAAAAAAUAAUUUUACACUCCCCCUCCUUUUUUUUCUUUUGGCCCCCCUUGUAGAUUUUUAUGCUUAUUAGCAGUUACUACACUUUUAAUAAUUUUUAGAAUAAAAUAGGAAAUACCUUUGAGAUUAAUAAUUUUGUUUAUUUAACUGUUCCCAAACAUUUCUGGUUUGCAAAAUGUUUGGUUUUUGAGAAUUUCUGCAUGACAUCCAAAAUCAGAAUGUAGGUUUACUUAACAUUCAUUGUACAUAGUAUAUGUGGUUGGUUAACUUUAGUGUGGUAGUUCAGUGUUGGUUAACUUUAAAUGAACAUUAUAUUUUGAAUUCAAAAACAAUUUAUAUAACAUUACCAAAUAAGGGCACAUAUCAAACAAUGAUAUUAUUGUAUGAAUGAAUUGCAAUAAAUGUGGAUGCUGAACCUUUUUUUCCAUCUCAUGUAUUUGAAUCCUUGAAAUCAACUUGUUAUGUACCAGCUCAUUUUUUGUUCCUCAGUGAUUAUUCUUUCAGUAUAAAUUUUUUAUAACAGUGAUAGCCAACAGUUUGUCACAAAUUGCUGUCGUACAUGAGCUAUUUAUUUUUAAUGGUAUCCAAAAGUCAGUUAUUUCCCUUCUUUCAAAUUUUAUCUUCAAUAUAUUGUCACAAGACAGCUACUCAACAAGAUUUUUCUUUUAGAGAAAUAAAAUCAGAUGCAUCUUUGGCUAUGAAAAAUCCUUGAAUUCCUUUGAAUUUGUUAACUGUGAAAGUCAGGUGAUAAGUUUGUGGGAACUCUUUAGAAAAGUGAAUUAUGCAAUCGCAAUGUCUUAUUGUAGCACCAGUUUAUGAAGGAUUUGAUUCUAAAACCUUAUGGGGUGAGUAUCGUUUUCAAGUAUUGGAAUCUGGUGCUUCUUUAAAUCAUCUGCACUACAUGAUGCUGCUGUACACAGUUUGGAAAUCACUUUUAAUAUAUCUCUUUUUAAUACUGUUUCAAAUAGCAUUAAUUGCAUAAAGUUUAUGAAUUGCUUUUUUAUUUUGGAUUUUAUUAAUGUUCAUGUCAUUUGGCCCAUAUAUUAAAUGAUAUAAGCACAUAUUGCUUCAUUUUCAUAUAUUCAUUCUUUUAUAUAUAAAAUAUGGAUUGAUUUUUUAUGCUUUUUAAAUUUGCAUUGAGAUGUACAUAUAUUCAUGAAGAAUGUGAAGCUUUUUAAUAUGCAUACUUUUAAGAAGCAUUUACAUUUUUGUAAAUGUUAAAGCUAGUGUAUUUUUAAGAAAGAUUGAGCAAUUAGUAGUAAAUACGAAGAGUUAGGCAAAAUCACAUGUAAUGUUUUAAAGCUAGUUUGAGCUAUUUCAGAUUCAUUUUUGUUGGGUUGCUUUAAUUGUUUUAGAUAUGUUGUUGAGAAAAUAUGAUAAUCAAAAGUUUUAUAUAUAAUUACAAUCUUACCUAUUUUAAUGCUAAUUAAAAAAUUAGUAUUAAAUAUCUAGAUAAAUGGUAUAUUUAUUAAUGAUAUUUUAAAUUAUAUGUUCUUAUUUACUAAUGAAAAUUAAUUAUUUUGAAAUUAAACAGAAAAAUUAAUUAUUUUGAAAUUAACCAGCUGCUAAUGCUGUAUGUUUUCAAAGGGGUUAUAAAAUGUACAGUUGGUCUUUUUUUUUAUGGUGAUACUGCUAUAAAAAUUCCUCCAGCCAUUCUAUGGAAUAUAUACUGCACUAAAUUAAUUCAAGAAAUUGAAACGGAAUCUGCUUUCUUGCUAAACACUAAACCAAGAACAGAGUGCAGUGUCAAAUUGCUAUAAAUAGUUGAAAUAUUGUACACUUUGUAGUAAACAUUAUAAGCAACCCCUUCUGUAACAUUUAUGCUUAACUGAGAACUAUUAAAAAUCUCUCCAGGUAUAUUAGUGCAUACUGUAAACAAAAUACUGAACAGGGGUGAAAAGAACUUGGUAUACAAUCAAAUGCAAAUACCUAGAACUAUAAAUGUAAAGCAAAUUUAAGGCAAACUCAUAAAUGUGAUAUAGAAUUAUUUGUAAUUCUGGCAAUCAAUAUAGAAUUUUUCUUAUGGUUUUGUAUGUUAGUGUUUAUUUUGAUUAGACAUUAUUUCAUAAAAAAUAACUAUUUAUAAAACUAUUUUUAUAUAUGAUGAAACUAGAAUAAUAGUAUGUUUUUUUUUUUUUUUUUUUGUUUGUUUGUUUGUUUUUUGUUUUGUUUUGUUUUUGUGGGGAGAGGUAAUUGUUUGUGAAUUCUCACUGAUUAUUCUUGAAAUUGUUAAAUUUCAAGCCUACUCGCACUAAGUUUUCUGCCUGUUCAUUUAUUUGAUAGGUAUUUAAUCAAAAGUGUAUUUUCCAUUCACUUCAUAUUUAACUUUUCAUUUUUCUGAUAUUUAUGUUUAAUAUAGAGCAAAAUCAUAAAUUAAAAAUGGCUUAAAAAUAUUUUAUUAUUUAUUGAAAAAUCAGUUUACUUUGUAAGAACUGUUGAUCCAUGUCUUAAAGUGUACUGAAGAUAUUGGUGAUCUUUCUUGAUAUCAAACUAAAACAAAAGCUACAUGUUUUCACUUGCACACAUCUGCAAAAUUCAUGGUUGUGUAAACUUUUUUUAUAUAUACACCAUGUUGUCCACAAAAUUCCUUAUGAGUCUUUGUUUUUACAUUAGCUAAUGACAGAUAUGUACUUCCAAUUUAAAAAAAGAAAAAAAAAAAAAAAGAAGAAAGAAAGAAAGAAAAAUGAUGCAAUUACAGUUGACAUUUUUUUUUAUUUAAAAUAUCUAUCUAGUAAGAAUUACAAAAUCUAACUUCUUUUAUGGUCACCUCUCCCUUUCUUUAUAUUUAGUAAAACUUAAUACUUAUUAUUGGAAAAUUUUAAAAAAUGAGCAGGGUUCUUUAAUUUCAGAAUUUUAGAGUUUGAUGUCAUUUUUGGCUUGUUUCUAAAAACUGGUUAAAAAAUUAGAAUAAAUCAAAUUUUAUUUUUUACCCCAUUUGAUGUCAUCCAGUGAUAUUCUUUUGUGAUCUACUGGUGUGUAACUUUCCUUAAUUUACAGUUUUCUUACAAAGAAGGAAUUUUCAAAAAGUAAUUUAUGAUUUUUUUCAAAUAAUAAAACUAUGUUAUUAAUACUUCUGUGCAGUUUUAGUAUAAAAUUGUGAUACUCAUGCAGAAAAUUCAUUAAAUUUGAAAUAUUUUUCAUUUUUAGUUUAUGUAAAUAAUUUUUUAUGAGCUGGCAGUAUGUUAAUACUAAAAGCAUUCUGUGAAUAAAAUCUUUUUUGGUAGGGGGUAGGAAAGGUGAAUUAUAUUGCUCAAUACUUUUUCACAUCAGUCUCUGUAGUAAUCCUCAUUACUUAAUUUAUUAAUAUCAGAAAUUUUUUUCUAAGCUGAUAAUUCGUUUUUAAUUAUGUACUUUUUCAAACGUUUUAUUGUGCACUUUGUGUACAUCUCUUAAGUGUGAUAUGAAACUUUUAAAAAUAAAUAACUUCGUCAAUUUUUAUCUUACAGGAAUGAAACUUUUUAUGUUUUAUUUUCUAUGCAUUCAUUAACUGUAAAAAUAGGAACCGGGUACUAAAUGAAAAGUUAAAUUUUGUAAUUUGUAUAAGACUGAUUUUUUAAUUUAAAAGUUCCAAAACAUGAAUAUGUGCAUCAUUUAAAACAUUUUUGAAGCUGGAAAUAUUAUAAGUCUAUUACCAAUGAUUGCAAAAAUAAAAGCCAUAUAAAGACUUUUAUGGAUACAGUGUAUGCUUUUGUUUUCAGGCGAAUUUAAAAUUCAAAGAUAACCUCCAUAUUAGUUUCAUCACAUAUGAUUUUUUAUCAUUUACCUUAAAUUUUAUAUGCAGUUAAUAUUAUAUGAAACCUAUUUUAUGACCAGUUUCAAAUACAUUUAUUUGCAAAAACUGUAAAACUUGCUUAUUUAUGUCUUAAAAUUCUCAAAACAUUUACCAGCCAUUUUUUCCCAUUGUUAAUGAACUUAUAAAUGUUUCUUUUUCUUUUGUGCAUUAUUAUGAGAUUUUCGUGGUGUUGCAGCUUGUUGCUACAAUGCAGUAUUAUAUUCUGAUAUACUUCUUUUCUAUCUAUUUAAGGUUUUUGAUAUGAUAUUAAUAUUCUCUUUUGAUUCAUUUAUUGUAGUUGUACUUCUUAUGGAAAAAUUUAAAUGUACAUUCAAGUAUAGCACCUUAAAGCUUUAAAUUUUGUAGUGUAUUUUGUAAAAGAUAAGCACUAUUUAAGAUCCAUGUCAUUCUUGAAGACUUUAUCGCCUACAAUUUUCUUUAAUCAUUAUAGGUAUAUUUUCUUCCUUAAGAAAGAUUUAUCUUUUAUUUUGAUUUCUUAUAGAUUAGGAAACUUUCUGCAGAGGCAUUUAAAGCACUCUACCUUCCUUGAAAAGUUUUUGAGCUUUUUUCUUUUGAAAUGGUAGUUUUCAUGUCCAUUACGGCUACUUUUGUAUGAAGAAGUAGCAAUUUUUUCCCCCCUGCAACUGUAAAAAAAUUCUUGCAGAAUUACUCUUACCUCCAGCUUCUAAAGAUUUUUAUUAUUUUUUAAAUUGGUGCUUUUGCUCAUAGCAGCGAAUCUUUGCUAUAUUGUUCAGUUUCCAAAACGAACAAGUGAUAUUGUAUCUUCUCUAUUGCCCCAAAAGCAUACUUAAUACCUUAAACUGUGAGUAACAACCCCAUUUGGGGUCACUAAAACUUUCAGUGGGAUUACAGAGUGGAUAAAAAUCGUAAAAUAUCUGAAUUGAUGAUAUAUAACUAAAAAUCGAUGCUCUGAUUAGGGUCGCAAUUUUUUUUGGGGGGGGAGGGUCGUUUGCAUUUUUAUGGAUUCAUAGUGCCAUAAAGUUUGAAAACCACCGAUUUAAAGUGUUCAGUCAUCGCCAUUGCAUUUUAUCUUGUUGAAAAUAAUACUGUAUUGUAACUUCAAUGUACACAACAGGUUUAUUCCAGACAUAAAAAAUUAGCAUUUAAAUUUCAUAUUUUUUAAAAGACCAUUUAUGAAUAGAUAUCAUUGCAACAAAUUAAAUUACCAUUUUGUGAAAAAUAAAUAGAUAACAAACACUUCUCUGCUUCUUUGGAAUCUGUUAUCUAAAUCUGGUAUUAUCAUAUAGUUCAGAUAAAAUGUACAGCUGGCUGAUUUUGACUUCUUAUGUCUCUGAAAUUUUUCGUGCUCAAUAUUUAAACCAGAAUUGUUAUGAAGCUGGAAUUUUCUAAGUCUUAGCAAUAGAUCAUAUAGCUUUUGGAUAAAAAAUGAAAUAAGGCUGUAUGUAAGUAUCACUAAAGCGAAAAUAGUAGUUACUAUUUUCCUUUUUGUUCUUUCCUCGUUAUUGGUGCAUGGAAUCUGAAUACUUACUUUUUUGGUAUUAGAUUGCUUCUCAGAUUAUUUAUAUAAAUGAAAUCUACUCAUGUGCCACUCAAUAUUUGUCUUGACUUCUUAGUUUCGGUCUCAUUUAGAAAAAGCAUACAUUUGUAACAAAAGGUUUGUGUGUAAUUAGUUAUAAAAUUCAUUGUUCCUCACCUGAAUUUGGCAUACAGGUGGGCAUGAUGAACAGCUAAACUAUCAAAGAAAGUUUUUGCAUCCUAAGAUAUGACUGUAGAAUAGCUACUGUGUAGUUUUAGUGAACAGCUGAAUAAUUUUUGUGUGACUCAGAAAUGCUGAAUGAUUUUGGUGAUAUAAAUGUGUAUUGAAAUUACUGAAACCUAAAGUUCAUUUAUAAAUAACUCAUAAUUCCUGUUACUAAAGCCAAAACAAGGGCAGUUUUUUUCCAUUUCUCAUUCCCUUUUUUUAAGCUUAUUUUUAUUCCUUAUAUGUUUUUUAAGUACAUUUUUAUUCAUUACAGUUUCUGAUACAUUUCUUAAAAAAAUUAUCAUUUUUAUCAGUUUUCUCUUACCUUGCCACCUGCAGAGUUACUGAGAUUUGCAUUUCUUUAUAUAUUCUGUAGAAAUAUUAGGAGUAAAUAAAUAGUAUACAGGCAGUUUUUUUUAUGUCUUAGCAUUUUCCAUGCUAUAUUCAUUGUGCAUUGUAAUUGAAGUUGCUAUUCAUAGAGUACUGAAGAUUGAAAGUCAACAAGAAUCAGGGUAAUAUUCAUAAAUUUGCAGGACUAGCUUCAAGGAUUUAAAUAUAGAUCCUUCUCCUUCAGAUUGAGACGUUUAAGAUAACAAGAUGAGCCUGUACUCAGGCAACAUCAGUGAGUGGAAAGAAGUCAAGCUACUAGUGCCAUCUAUUGAUGAAAAAUUAAAACAACUAUAAAGUAAUUUCUUAAAAGCUGAGGGCAAAAAUUGGUUGGAAUUGGGAACUGUUAACUAGAACUGAGAGUGUGAAAUGCCUCUAGGAAAUCUAAUUUGCUAACUGAUGAUGUUUUUGAGUAAUUUUGGUUGCAGAAAAAUAGAAAAUGUGAUUUUCUGAUCAUCAGUGCUGGAUAACAGAAGAUUUGUGUUCCCCUCCCUCCAGUAUAUGCCUCAUGUGCCUCGGUGCAAAACUUUAAGACUUUCUUGGUUUCACCAAUAUGAGUCAAACCGUAUGAGAAGGAAUUCUGUAUAUGCCAUAGAAGUUCAUAUUCAGAAUGGGGUAUUUAAGUAUAGAACUGCAAAUUUUAUUGAUAGAAGGAAAAAUAUACCUGAAAUUGAAUUUUUACAAAAUACAUGCAGUUUUAUAGCUAAUCCAUUCUUUUUACGGAUCCAUCUUCAAUAAUCGUUAUUCGGCGUGUUAUUGUAACUAAGAUUCAUUGGGUAGUUUUCCUGCAAAUUGUUAUUUUUUUCAUUUCAUGGCGGUAAAAGUCUGAGGUAACUAUUUGCUAUUAAAGGAAUAAAUUACAAGUUUUUAAAAUUAUCGUUUCAAUAAUUUAAGGGUUUUUAAAAUUAUCAUUUCAAUAAAGAUCUUCAGCAUUCUUUAUAUUGCUAACAUAUAUAUGAGGUAAGUGAUAUCAAAAUAAGCUUGUAAUUAAUGAAUAUGUGUGAAAUUGAUUCGUAUUAGAAGAAUGAGUGUGAAAUAUAAGAAGAAAAUUGGUUACAUACUGGAAGUUAAACUUUAAAAAGUUUAAUAUCUCUUAUUUUUAUCUUGUUUAAAAUAAGCUGCAAAUUUAUUUCACCAAUCUGCUUUAUUUUAUUCAUUACUGUGUUUAUAUAGUUUUUCAUAAAUAAAAUUUGCCAUGUAAAAAUAUAGUUCUUUACUUGAGUGAAGUAUAAAAAAAAAUUGAAAUGCUGAAGAAUAAUGCAUUUGGAGAAAACUGAUAAUUUUUCAUUUUUGAAUAAUUGAUAAAAUUGUCAGUUAUUGUACUUCAGAUGUUUACUAAUAAAUGAAAUAAAGUUAAUAAUUAUUGAAUUUAUUAGUAAAAUAGCCAAUUUUUAGAAAAAAUUAUGAAUUAAAAAAUUAAUUUUUUUUUGAAAAAUUCUGCAUAUUAAAUCUUAAGUAAAACUUCUCAUUAUCAUAUCUAUUAUUAUAUGUUUAAUGUACUGGGAUUUUCUUGGUUAAGUUCUGUUAUUUCUUCCAUGGACUACUUUGCUAUAUAUUGAAUGUAAUAUAAUAUGAUUAUUGUGUGGGAUUGUUUUAUUUUGAAUUAUAUAUAAACAGUGGCUUGAAUACAUUAAUUAUAUUUUAUGCGGGUGUUUAUUCUCUUGAUUUUCAUCUGUGUUUUCUCCAUCCGUCCAAACUGGCAGAAACGUAAUUUGGUAUUUUACAGAUUGAAAACACAAAUUUAUGUUUUUCUGUAAACUGCACUAGUCCUUAAGGUGUUAAGUGCCUUACAUGUGUGCCUUAACAUGCACAGCUUGUAUUAAUCCAUUCCUUGUGGUGCAGUAAUUUUUUAGUGCAUCUACUUAAACGCUUUCUGUAGUCUGUUUGAUUAUUAGCUGCUAAAGUAACACCUAUAAUAUACAAGUAGUAUAUAACAGUGUUUCUCAACUCCCAGUCUUCAAGAAAUAUUUGCCAAUCCGCGAAAUAUCCUGCUAUCUGUCCAAAAUCCAAAGUGUCAUCGGCCGUCAACCGAUAUUACAACAGCACCUGCAUUACAAUAACAAUAGUUUGCUAGUUUAGAAAAUAAUAUGAUCGAUGAUGAUUUAUUUAUGUGAAAAAAUUAUGCCAAUGGGUCGAAUUAUUAGACGUACCGGUCCACGAGAAUGUACCAAAAUAUUUUACCGGUCCUUGGAGUAAAUCCAGUUGAGAAACACUGGUAUAUAAUAUUGUUUAACAUUUAUAUUCAGGAAUUUCUCAUUGCAAUAUAUUGGUUUUUUAUUAAAUAAUUUUGAGGAAAGUUUAGAUGUCACUAGUACAAGAGGUGAAAAUAUUUAUUUACUUGUGUAGCAUGACAUCCAUUAAAAAUUAAGGGGCACUUGUUGGUUUCACUGGCAACCAAAACACUGAGGAAAAAGUAUCACCAAGUAUAGGUGCCGUCCAAUCUCCCUUUAAUUAGGGGGGAAAAAAAUGAAAAGUAAAAGAGAACGGCACUUUUAAAAUUAUGAAAUUUUAACAAAAGUGUUAAUUAAAAAAAAACUUUACUUUGCCAGCUACAAAUUCCAACUUAAAAAAAGAAAAGAAAAUUGUAUUUAUGCCCCUUUCUCAAAAAUUCUGGUGGAGAAUUUUUUUUUAUUUUGGUUUUAUGUGAUCAUGACCUCGAUAAAACCAAGGAAGGGAGGCAUCUGAGGGCUGUCUGUAUAAAGGAAGGGCUACCUUUGUGGAGGGAAGUGGUUUUUAUUCAAGUUCACUCAUGAAGAAAAUCACGAAAACCUAUCCAUGCAGGUGGCCCGUUCACCUGAAAUCGAACCCAGAUUUAACUACCAGUGAUCAUUGGCUUUCCCACUUGGUCGCUGGUUGGCUGGAAAAUGUGAAAUGCCGUCGCUGAAAUUCGAUCUGACUGCUAGCUGGACAUACUUCUAGUUACUCCACAAAAGCACUACUUGGUGCAUUAAAAUACUCCAUUGAGAGAAUGCAAUAGUUUCAUUUUCACUUGAUGACAAAUUCUCAUCAUUUCCUAUGAAUGAAAAACAUUAUUUUAUAACUCUUGCAGAAAAUCUGGAUUAUACGAGGUAAUUAGAACCGCAACUACCUCGGACAAUCGAAAACUCAGUUAAUAGGGAAAUUAAAUUUCUAAUCAUACCAAUUUUUCUUUGAACAAGGUUUUCUGAAAUUAAUUAUUUGAAAUUUAGAAGUGUGUGCACAGGUACUAAAAUUAACAUUUUAACAAGCUUUUAUUCGUAGAUAAACGUAUUUCCUUGGGUUAAACAAAUAAUCCAUGCAAAAUUUUAUUUUGUGACAAAAAAUGUCCAUGCAAAGACUGGAAUAAACGAACCUCAUCAAAAUUUAAGCAACUUUUGAAAUUUUAUCAAAUUUGUUUCUCGUACUUUUAUCAAACAUUUUUUAAUGAUUACUUUAAAUUGAUUUUAAAGCUUAGAUAAUACUAGAGACUUGAUAGAGACCCUCAUAAUAUGUAUUCUAUUUUACUUGAUUAUAGUUCCGUGUUUUCUAUAUUGUUUCACGACAAAUGGCACCAAAAUUGGUGAUUAAUCUUUGGUGUCUGGUAAAACCAACAAAUACCAAAUUAAAAUUUUAACUUAUAUGAUUGAGUACAUAAUUUAAGAUUUUCAAUGAAAUUAUUUUUUAGAAUGAUGUCAAUAUCAACUUUUUUGUAUUUGAAAGGAUUAAUGUAAUUCAUAUGAAUGAUGUAUUAAAAAUUUUGAUGAUUUUUGAUUUUAUUUAUUAAAUUCAUUUUAAAUUUGAAUUUGAUUAUUAAAUUAAUUUAGAUAUGUUUUCAUGUAAAAAUAUUGUACAGACCGCCUUUAAGUAUAUUUAUAUGUAUAUUUAAUUAUACAAGCGUAUAGAGAUGCACAUUUGUACAUAAUUUCAUACUACUAUUGAACUACAUUCCCAUAUAUAACAUUUUUUAUUAAAAUAUUAUUUUUGUCUAGCAGUGAAUAUACUCAGAUAUGUACACCAUCACCUGAUAACAUUAUUUAAUAUUUUCUUAAUACUUUUGUGUAACUUUUUUUUAAAAAAAAAAAAAGAAUACCAAGUACAAAUUUACCUCACUUUUAAAGUUAGUUCAAAUUUAUAAAUAAUAGCAAUUUUUAAAGAGGGAUUCAUAAAAUAAAAUGUAAUUAUUUAUUUAAAUUUUGCUUGUGGGAAUAAGAUGAUGCUUUCAUGGCAGAGAGCGGAAUUGAGGUUCGGCUGCAUAUUUUACUCUCUGGAGGUUGAUUUUUAUUAAAUAGGUUCAUCUCAUUGAUUAAUCUCAUCUCUUCGUUGCAUUAACUAAUUUUAAGGCAGUGAAUGACAAUUUAAAACAUCAGUUUAACUGUAAAGUAUUACUUUUUGUUCAAUGAAAUCAUUGGUAGUAUAUUCAUUUCUUAAUGCAUGGUUAUAAAAUAUUUUUCGUUUCUUGAAUUGAAAGAUUUAGUUAUAGUAAAGAAUUUGAUUUUACGGAAAAUUUCAUAAUUUAAUGCUAUAUUCUUUUAUUAAAAAGUAUAUUAUAAACUAAAUUACUGUUCUAAAUUGCUCUCCUCACAAAUACAGUUACAAAUUCCUUUCUCAUAUUUACAGUAAGGUGUGUUUUAAAUGUAUGGGAAUGUUUAUAAGAAUAAUUCAAAAUUCACUGUGGAAAUUUACUAUUAAUUAAUUGCUUUGAAUUCUAUUAUUAGAUUAACUUCUAUGAAAUAUAUAGUAUGUCUGUUUUGUUUAAUUGUAUGAGAGAAUUUAAGAUUUGUGCAUUACAAGAAAAUGCAUAUAUAUAAAAUUGUAAAUAAAGAAGCUGUGCUCAAUGAAAUA
Molecule: messenger RNA, 18197 nt
Organism: Stegodyphus dumicola
Lineage: Eukaryota; Metazoa; Arthropoda; Arachnida; Araneae; Eresidae
Product: NEDD4-binding protein 2-like
Cellular component (GO): nucleus
Molecular function (GO): endonuclease activity
Source: RefSeq, a predicted model, not a curated record